CUACGGUAUGUGCAAAUUAGCUACAGAUGGAUCAAAAGUCCUUGUUAUGAGAAGAAUACAGAUUAACCUGACUAUUUCACUGCAAAGGAGUAUGAAAUUGCCGAAAAAGGUUGAGGUACUAAACGAUGUUGCUAAUGGCCUUCAUUUUCUUCACAAUCAGACACCAGCCAUCAUCCACAGAAAUCUCACAGCCAAUAAUGUACUGCUCGACGUGAAUGGAAUGGCAAGAAUCAGUGAUUUUGCUGACUCCAGCAUCGUUGCAUCACUAAUCCAUGGCACCGAAGACUACAUGUCACCAGAGGCUCUUGAAGGCAAAGAGCACAAUGAUAGAAUGGAUACUUUUGCUUUUGGCCAUCUGUCAGUUUAUGUCAUCAUACAACACCGUCCCGUUCAUCUCGAAUGCUCCGAACAUGAGGUUGGUGGAAAGGUCAUUCUUCGGACUGAGGUAGAGCGACGCAAAUAUCACCUUGAUGAAAUGAAGUCAAAAUUAGAAGGUGGAGCAGAUAAUCCACUUUACCAACUCACGAUUAGCUGCUUGCAAGAUAAACCUAACAGCAGACCUUCAAGCCGUGAUAUAGUGGACACAUUUUCAAAUAUUACGGAUGAUUUUGUAGACUUUGCUUCUAUUUCGGUUCACCCUACUGGAGUUAAGCUUGGUGAAGGAGCGUAUGGUAUUGUUAUGGAGGUUGAGUGUAAAGGAAAGGUAUAUGCUGUGAAGAAAUACCAUCGUAUGACCUCAGAUGCAAUUUCAAGCUUUGAAAGAGAACACAAACUUCUUACCCAAAUCAAACACCGUAACAUUGUGUCUUGCUUUGGACUUAGCAGUUUGGCAACCGAUAAGUCAAAAGUAAUUGUCAUGCCGAAGAUGAAAAAUAACCUGACUAAGUUUUUGGAUGAGAGUCCUUGUAUUCACUUAGCACAAAAGAAUAAAAUAUUGUUAGAUAUUGCUGAGGGACUUCACCACCUUCAUAGCCAGAUGCCAGCUAUUAUCCACAGAGAUCUCACUACUAGCAAUGUGCUGCUUGACUCCAAUGGAACUGCAAAAAUCAGUGAUUUUGGGAACUCACGUUUGGUUGAUAUGGCAGCAUACUUAACGCGUAUUCCAGGAACACUAGACUACAUGCCACCAGAGGCUCUUGAAGGUGGAAAGUAUAAUGACAAACUUGAUAUUUUUUCCUUUGCCCAUCUCUCAAUCUAUGUGGUUAUUAAACCUCGACCACACCCACUACUGGGAUCCAAUUACAAAAAUGCAGUGGGAGAGCUCAUUGCCCGCACUGAAGUAGAUAGACGUCAACAUUAUCUUGAUAAAGUGAAGUCAACUAUUGGAGGUGGAGAGAAUCAUCCACUGUACGGACUCAUCAUAAGAUGUCUACAAAUUGAACCAAGUGCAAGGCCUUCAAGUGAACAUGUUAUUGCUGCUUUAAUAGGCAUUAACCGGCGCACCCCACCAGCAAGUGUCAAAAAACCUUUGAAAAGCAACAUAUUACAGAACAUGGUGGCUAUUGGUCCAAUAAAUUUAAAAUUCAUUACUCCAAGGGAUGUGUCGGCGGGGAACAGUAUUGCAGCACACAGUAAUCCUGUGCUCAGAUGCCUGCACAACACACCAAUGCCUUUAAGUAUGGUCAGUGUUGCAUCAUCAGCUACUGGAUCAUUGCAACACAGUAUUUCAGGGAAAAUAAUACCUAUCAAUGCAAGUACUCCGAAACUUAUGAGAACCAGCAUACCAAAGAAUGUGGUGUUGAUUACCUCAAUAAAUUUAGCAUAUAUUACUCCCAAGGAUGUGCCAGCAAUUAUUGGUGGGUUAAAA
Molecule: messenger RNA, 1807 nt
Organism: Geodia barretti
Lineage: Eukaryota; Metazoa; Porifera; Demospongiae; Tetractinellida; Geodiidae
Source: the annotation of a GenBank genome assembly